Loa loa (African eye worm) is the source of this 3275-nucleotide messenger RNA. RefSeq lists its product as hypothetical. The transcript is spliced from 22 exons. The record is from RefSeq and is a predicted model, not a curated record. Lineage: Eukaryota; Metazoa; Nematoda; Chromadorea; Rhabditida; Onchocercidae. The annotation marks the transcript as partial. Gene Ontology annotation, molecular function: protein binding. Gene Ontology annotation, biological process: cell-cell adhesion.
UGACUUCGCCGAUACCUCCUAGCGAGCAGUAUGUAAAUCAGAGCUCUCCGAUUGCAUUGGAAGGUAGCGUACAUAAGCUACAUUGCUUCUUCAGUGGAUAUCCGGAACCAACACCUAUUUGGCGAUUCAAUGGUCUCGAUAUUCCGGAGGAUGAUUCACGUUACACCUACGAAGCAUAUGGGAAAACAUUAGUUUUUAAUGUUAGCGCAGAAAUAGAAGGCAUAUAUGAAUGCAUUUUUAAAGCUCAUCCCAAUUUGGAUCGCAGAUUCGACGUUGUCGUUGAAGCAGCACCUUAUUGGACGGCAGGUCCACCGCCAAACAAACGAACAAGCGAAGGCGAAGAUGUAACUUUUAACUGUAGUGCUAACGGGAAGCCAGCACCUGUGAUUUCAUUUUUCAAAAAUGGCGUUGAGAUGAAACCAAGGGAUGAUGAUGUCAACAGAAAUUGGGAAAUAACAGGAAGUGUCCUGACAUUAAGGAAUGUUAAAAAAGGUAUUGCUGGCAGCGGCGAUAAUGCUGUUUACCAGUGCAAAGUGGAAAACAAACACGGAUAUUUAUGGGCCAAUUUCUACCUCAAUCUUCUUGCUUUCAAACCAGAACUUCUUUCUGACCCCGGUGAAGUCGAAGCUGUAGUUGGUCAAAAUGUAACAUUGGCAUGCAAAUUUUUUGCAUCACCGAACGUUAACAUUACAUGGGAAAGCACUGUGUUGCACGGUUUGCGACAUCACGUCGUACCAGCGGAUGCCGAUGGAGAAGGAAAGCUUAUUAUUGAUGCGGUUGGUCGAGAUGCGGAAGGUGAAUACACAUGUAUUGGGACGAAUAAACAUGGUACAGAAAAAGGAACAGCACAUCUGAUUAUACGCGAAGCGACAAGGCUGGAACCAUUUGAAAGACCUUUAGAAAAGGUUCUAGCUGGUCAGCGACUUGAAUUGCCAUGCAAGGCUGAACAUGACGAAAAUCUCGAAGUUACUUACGAAUGGCUUGUUAAUGGAAAGCCGUUAAUCGAACAGUACAUACAAUCUGGUCAUUAUCUCAUUACCGAUAAAAAUUCACUGAUUAUUACAAAUCCGGCACGAUAUGACGCUGCAUUGUAUACGUGCAUCGCAAAGACGGCAUUAGAUUCAGUGAAGAAGUCUGUUCAAGUUGGAGUCGAUGAUGUUCCAAAUCUAGUUCAUAUGGCAUUCCUUACGAAGUGCGACGACACUGCCCAAAUUGCGUCCAUCAGUUUUGAAUAUAUGGAGGAUAUUGAUUUUAGUGCUCCAAUAAAAGAAAUCUGGGCACAAUAUCAAAUCGAUGAAGAAACUGAUGGUGUGGUUUGGUUAACACAUCCUCAUCCUGCUUUGGCCGAUUCCUUGCAAACAGUAGAUGAUAACCAACGUAUAGUAAAAGGUACGAUCGAUGUAUCACUUCGGCCAUUUGGCAAGUAUCGUUUUCGCGUCUUUGGUCGCAAUGAUUUUGGUGACGGAGCACCAACAAAUGUAAAUGGCGGUUGUAUAACACCAGCUCGAGUACCUGAUAGAAAUCCAGAAGGUGUUUCUGCGACUGGGACACGACCAGAAAAUUUAAUUGUUUUCUGGAAACCAAUGCCAAGAGAAGAUUGGAAUGGGCGCAAUUUUCAUUAUAUUAUUCGAUAUCGGCCUGCUGGGUCAGAUGCUGAAUGGAAGGAAGAGAUAGUAGAGGAUCCAUAUAGUGAUCGGCAUACCAUUGAAUUAUCAGUUGAAGAGCCUUUCCGACCGUAUGAAGUCCAGGUUCGUGCUGCAAAUGAGAAUGGGACAUCUAAUGUUUCACCGCAGUCUGUAGAAGGAAGAACUGGUGAAGGUGAUCCUGGUUUUACCCCAACUGGGUUCAAACUGAUCACAUCGGAUUCAACAUCGGCAACUUUCGAAUGGGAUUCAGUUGAUCCACAACAAGUACAAGGAAAUUUUACCGGAAUAAAGAUUAUCUUUUGGUCUGAAGAAGAUGAAGGUGAAAGCGAUGUUGAGUUGGAGACAGAGGAUAUUGUACGAUUAAAGAGACAUUCGAGAUUGAGGAGGUCGAAGAAUGAAGUUUCGACUUCACAGACAAGUGUGUUUGGUGACAAACGCAGCGUUAUCGUUGCACCGGAUAAAAAAAGUGCCACAAUAUUUGGUCUACGACCGAACAGUGUUAAUUAUGCACAAAUUGCGGUAAUGAACGGUCAAAAUGAUGGUACACCGUCUGAUCCGAUUUCAUUCCGGACAAAAGAAGGAGUUCCAACUCCGGUACGAAAUUUGGAAGCAUAUCCCAUGAAUGGGCGUGAUGAGCGAGAAAGUGCUGUUGUAGCUGUACGAUGGGAUCGGCCACGACACUACAAUGGUCGUUUAACCGGAUAUUCGAUUGAGAUAUGCUCUGUCAAUCCAGAUGGCACAAUGGAGCAAAGAGAAAACUGUCCAAUCAGAAAGACGCAACCGAAGGAACGGUUCCUGAGGAUAUCGAAUUUGGAAAACGAUAGUAAAUAUCGAUUUAUUGUUUAUGGAAAUACAAAUGCUGGUCGAGGGGAUCCAAAUUCGAAGGAUGUCAUGACCUUACCUGAAGAUGUAAAAUUCUUUCUGGAACCGGAGCAACCACAUUUGGAGGAGAGUGGUGUUGGUGAUGAUUUUAUCAAUAUAACGCUGACACCAGGUGAAUUUGACAAGAAUGAAGGACGACCCGUUGGUAGUGAUUUGUAUGUCAAGUAUCGAAAAGCUGGCGAUGAUGAAUGGGAAAUUGCGGAACCAAAAGGCGAUGAUCUCAGUAUUCAAAUUGAUAACCUGGAGCCAGGAACGAAAUACGAUGUAAUCGUCAUCUCAAAGCAACGCGAUCAAUCUGGAAAUAUCCGGGAAACGGAGUCAACCGUCUCACAUAUUAGUACCACUGGUAGUGCACCACAAAGUGCACGAAUUUGGUGGUUAAUUAUCAUUUUACUGGUAAUACUCCUAUUGCUCAUUAUUCUCUGCAUUGUAUGCGUGGCAGCUCGGCAGCGUGGCGCAAAAUAUCCUGUGUCGGAGAAGGAAAGGCAACAAGGCAGGCAGCCCAUAUUACCUGGUAUUAAAGAGAGGGGAUUUGGUGAAUAUAUCAAACCAGAGGAUGACGAGAAACGGUCAUUAACGGGCAGUAAAGCAGAGUCAGAAACCGAUUCAAUGGCGGAGUAUGGUGAUACGGAUCCUGGACGGUUUACGGAAGACGGUUCUUUUAUAGGACAAUAUGUACCGAACAAAACAUUAGUGAGUACCAUAAACGACAAACCUGGCAGGGAUUGUGCUUCGACAUUUGUUUGA